Messenger RNA from Condylostylus longicornis, 2569 nucleotides. RefSeq names its product peroxisomal acyl-coenzyme A oxidase 3 (gene Acox3). The record is from RefSeq and is a predicted model, not a curated record. Gene Ontology annotation, cellular component: peroxisome. Gene Ontology annotation, molecular function: fatty acid binding; pristanoyl-CoA oxidase activity; FAD binding. The coding region runs from base 271 to 2352 and encodes 693 amino acids. Gene Ontology annotation, biological process: fatty acid beta-oxidation using acyl-CoA oxidase; lipid homeostasis. The transcript is spliced from 13 exons. Lineage: Eukaryota; Metazoa; Arthropoda; Insecta; Diptera; Dolichopodidae.
ACUUAAAUGUAUACUAGUUUUGGAUAAUUUGUAGAACAUUAUUUUUAAGUUAGAUAUGUUCUAUAAAAAUGUUGUGUAUUUCUACAAAAUUAAGACUUCAAGUUAUAGUGGUAUUUGAUAUAAUGUCGGUAGGUAGAUUAAAUUGGAUGGACCACAUUGUCUUUUUUUUAGACUUUCAGAUAGUGUGAAGAAGAAAUUGUGAUUCUUUUGAAAACGGUUUAAAAUUAAUUAAAUUCUAUACUUUACGUUUAAAUCAACAGUAUACUUGAAAUGGAAAAAAAUUCUGAUAUUUUAAACGAUCUGAACAUAUUUCCAGAAUUUAAGAGUGGCGAAUUAAAUGAAUUCAGAAAAUUAUCGUCUUUUUGUUAUAAGAAACUUAAGUUAUUACUUCAAAGCGAAGACGAAAUCCGAUUUCAGUAUAAAAUAUGGAGUUUUAUGGAAAAACAUCCAAUAUUUCAACGAGAAUCACUAGUUUUAUCUAUGGAUGAACAAAGGCAUAUUGCAACCAAGCGUCAAAUGGUACUGUGGAAUGAAAAGAUGUAUUCAAUUAAGGAGUACAUGGAAAACCCGAAAUUAUCAAGUGCUUUUACACAAGCGUUGUAUGCUUAUGAUCCUAGUAUGUCUGUGAAAUAUGGGCUUUGCUUUGGAAUGUUUCCAUCAGUAUUAGUUACUUUGGGAAGUGACAGAUUAAUCAAAUACGUUGAAAAAAAUUUAAAAGGUGAAGUGUUGGGAGCAUUCGCUUUAACAGAAAUUUCUCAUGGUACAAACGUACGUGGAAUGAGAACGACUGCUACUUAUGAUAAGAACACUAAAGAAUUUAUUUUACAUUCUCCGGACUUUCAAGCGGCAAAAUGUUGGGUCGGAAAUUUAGGAAAAACCUGUACGCACGCUAUAGUAUACGCACAAUUAUAUACUCAAGAUGGUAAACACCAUGGAUUGCAUUCAUUUUUGGUACCAAUACGUAAUACUAAAACUCUAAAUACACACCCGGGGAUAGUAGUUGGGGAUUUGGGAGAAAAAAUUGGAUUAAAUGGAGUAGAUAAUGGUUUUGUGAUGUUCAAUAACUACAAAAUUCCAAAAGAAAAUUUGUUAUCAAAAACCGGCGAUAUUGAUGAAAAUGGUAAUUUUUUUUCGAAAUAUUCAGAUAGUCGAAAAAGAUUUGGUGCUUCUUUAGGAGCACUUUCGUCUGGCCGUGUUGGUAUUUGUGGUUUGGUAGCGGUUGGAUACACUAAAGCUAUAACUAUAGCUAUUCGCUACUCUGCUUGUAGAAGACAAUUCGGGCCAAGUGAUGAGGAGAAAGAGAUUUCAAUUAUUGAAUAUCAAUCUCAACAAUACCGCCUUCUGCCACAUUUAGCAAAUGUUUAUGCAAUACGGGUUUUUGCAGCAUGGUUAUCAAAUGAGAAUUUAGAUAUGCAGAUUGCUUUAAUUACAGGAGAAAGAGAUGUAUCAGAUGUAGGUAUGGAAAUACAUGCGUUAUCUUCUGCUGCAAAAGCGGUUGUAGCUUGGCUCGCCCAAGAUGGGAUUCAAGAAUGUCGAGAAGCUUGUGGUGGACAUGGUUAUUUAAGGCUUAGUUCGUUAGGAGAACUAAGAAACGACAAUGAUGCAAGUUGCACAUAUGAAGGAGCAAACAAUGUAUUAAUUCAACAAGCUUCGAAUUGGUUAAUUAGUUUGCGAAAAAAAUCGAAAGAAGAAUUUAAAAAUGUGUCACCUCUAAAAUCAGCUGUUUUUGUUUCAAGCAUGGACAAUAUAUUAAAAAAAAAAUGUACUUUUAAAAAUGUUGAUGAAGCUCUGUUUCCUGAAAAUUUGAUGUUCGUUCUAGACUGGUUAAUUUCAUGGCAAUUAAAUGUUACCGUAAGCAAGUGCAAGUGCCUGAAAGAAGAAGGAAAAUCACCCUUUGAAAUUCGAAAUGAGUCGCAAUCUUUUUACGCCGCAACUCUUGCUAUUAUAUAUGCACACAGAAUGAUUUUCUACGUAUUCCAUGAAAAAGUAAAAAAUCUUAAAAAUAGUCCAGAAAAAUUGGUGCUUGAGAAAGUUUUAUCAUGCUUUGGAGCUAAUAUAAUUUUGAAGCAUUUGCAUGUGCUAUUUCAGGGCGAAUUUUUUGAAAAUGCGCAACAAUCAUAUUUUUACCAAGAAGGCAUUUUGAAAUUGCUUUCAAUUUUGAAAAAGGAAUGUAUUUCACUAGUUGAUUCAAUCGCUUUUCCGGAUUUCAUUACAAACUCAGCUUUAGGAAUGAGUGAUGGAAAUAUUUAUCAUUAUUUGCAGCGUGCCAUACUGACAACCCCGGGUUGCCUUGAACGGCCUAAGUGGUGGAAAGAUAUUGUUUUUAAAGAUUAUUUAAAACACAAAUUGUAAAAGAAAUAUUUGUUUAUUUUUUAAACUUUUUAUACAAAAAGUAAUCAACUUGUGCCUAUUACUCCUGAAAUUUAGAAAUAGUUUGAAAUUUUAAAAUUUAGAAUAAUUUUUUUUUUUUUUAAAUUACUAAAAGCGGUACCUUUAAUACAAAAGUAUAUAUGGUGGAGGAGGUGUAAAAUGUAUGAAUAAGUUAAUAAAAAUUUGUAAACAUAAUCGA